Messenger RNA from Camelus dromedarius (Arabian camel), 904 nucleotides. Its product is annotated as C-C motif chemokine 3. The record is from RefSeq and is a predicted model, not a curated record. The transcript has 3 exons. Gene Ontology annotation, biological process: immune response; eosinophil chemotaxis. Gene Ontology annotation, molecular function: chemokine activity. Bases 237 to 515 code for a protein of 92 amino acids. Gene Ontology annotation, cellular component: extracellular region. NCBI's taxonomy places the organism in Eukaryota, Metazoa, Chordata, Mammalia, Artiodactyla, Camelidae.
UCCUGAGCUGCUGUGGCUGCCGGCAACCCUGAGUUGUGCAACACUCAGUGUGAAAGCACCACUAUGCUUAAAAAUUUUCCUCCUCACCCCCGGAUUCCACUUCCCCAUCUGCCAGGGCUGCUUAUAAAGAGCAGGGGAGAUGGCUUCCCACUGCAGAAGGACACAGGCAGCAGCGAGUGCCCAGUCCCACCCCGGCUCUGCUGACACUCCAGGCCACCCUCCGUCCGCUCAGCGUCAUGAAGGUGCCCGCGGCUGCCCUCGCCAUCCUCCUCUGCGCCAUGGCCCUCUGCAGCCAGGUCUUCUCUGCGCCAUUUGGUGCUGACACCCCAGCUGCCUGCUGCUUCUCCUACGGCCGGCAGAUUCCUCGGAAAUUCAUAGUCGACUAUUUUGAGACCAGCAGUCAGUGCUCCAAGCCUGGUGUCAUCUUUGAAACCAAAAGGAGCCGGCAGGUCUGUGCUGACCCCAGUGAGGACUGGGUCCAGGAAUACAUCAACGACCUGGAGCUGAAUGCCUGAGGGGCCUGGGAGCUUUGAGAAACCCAGUGACCUCAGUGCCCAACCAGGCAGCAGGGUCCUGAGCCUUGGAAACACCCCAUCCCCUCCAGAGCUACCUCUCCUGUGCACUGUGCACAAAAACAGCCACACUCUCGGGCUCAUUCCUAACUUAAAUAGCAACUUAUUUAUAGUAUUUAAUUUUUUAUAAUUUAUUUUCCAUGUUGCACUGUGUCUGGGACCGUUUGCUCUGAGAGGUCCCAGGACACCUUCAUCACCGCCCUUCCCUUCCCCCUUCACUUGCGUGGUGGUGAGAUGCCUUGUUCGAGGCAGAGAUGGCAUUGAUGCCCCCAAACUGACAAUUGUGUGUUGGAUGUUCCUGCCCAGUGAAAUAAUAAAGACGCUCUUUGAAA